GCAUCAUCUAGAUGUAUCUAACCUAAUACGAAUGUGGCGAACAGUAGGAACUGUGAUCUAGCCGGAGAAUUUCGUGAGUUAAAAAAGAGGAAAUUGUAACUGUAAUAAAAGGAUUAAAUACGAAACAACUUUUUUGGAACUAUUAGAAUAAUAUGGCAAGAUAUACAAGUGGCAUAUCUACUGUUAUCCGGGUUCUUCAGAAUAACUCAUCACUAUUUUCAAUACCUGUUAAUCACAGUGGAUAUAAUCUUCAACAUGUACGUGGUAUCAAUAAACAUUGGAACCCCAAAUGGAAGAAAUUUCGAAGGGAAAAAGUAAUUAAAGUCAAAUUACCAAAUUUUGAAGAAUCAGAUGAAGAUAUAAGCGAGGAAAAGACUCGUAGUAAGAUGAAAGAGUUUGGUGUAUUACCAAAACGAAUAUGGAUGGAAAGGCCAACUUAUAUCAGUUGUACAGGAGGAAUUUUUGAAGCUUAUGUUCCGCCAGAAGGUGAUGGCAAAUUUUCAGCAAUCAGUACAACGGGCGCUAAGCAAAAAUUUGAAUUUGUUGAGAAGAAAAGUAAAUCAUACAUGGCUAUAAGAAAGAUCAGAGAUUUUGAGCCAGAAUUUGAUGUUCGUGAUUUUGCUGAAGAGGCACGAGAGAUUUAUAUAAAAGCGCAUGAAGCAUUGUCAAGAAAAGACAAGCAUGCACUGAGACAAUAUAUUACUGAAAGAGCAUACCCUGAAAUGUUGUACAAUGCUAUGGACAAAACCAUUCACUGGAAAUUUCUGCAAUCACUUGAGCCACCACGUAUUGUUCAUGCAAGAUCUACACAUGUAAUUACAAAAUCGAACAUUUUUUCUCAAUUAACUGUUCGUUUUCACAAUCAGCAGCAAUUAGCUAUAUACGACCGAUUUGGACGUUUGAUGUGCGGUAGUGAAAUUUUAAAGAAAGAUGUACUAGAGUACAUUGUGUUUGAGAAGCAUGUGGCUAAUGAGUAUGGUCUUUGGCGUAUCCAUGCAAAAAUUAUCCCACCCUGGAUGCCACCAUCAGAAUUUGGUGAAAGAACAUAUGUUCAGGAACCUGAAGAGGAGGAAGAUCUUGCUGCAGUGACAACUGAAAAGAAGCCUGAAGCACAGGUCGUGUGAUAGUAUAUAUUUUAUAAUCAAUGUAGAUGAAAGAAGAUAUUUGUUCACACAAUAAAUUGAACAAAUUCAUGUGAA
This is a messenger RNA of Cephus cinctus (wheat stem sawfly), 1199 nucleotides long. RefSeq names its product probable 39S ribosomal protein L45, mitochondrial (gene mRpL45). The record is from RefSeq and is a predicted model, not a curated record. Gene Ontology annotation, cellular component: mitochondrion. Lineage: Eukaryota; Metazoa; Arthropoda; Insecta; Hymenoptera; Cephidae. The coding region runs from base 153 to 1124 and encodes 323 amino acids. The transcript is spliced from 6 exons.